AUGGACGGCGUAUCCCCGCGAACGAUACCCCCAGCGCCGAAGGUACCAGGAUAUCGAAGACUGAUGACGCCGGCGCAGCACGAGAGCUACAGUGCUGCUUUGGGGGAACUGGCGGAGCAGGAAGCGGGCAGAGGGGAAGAAGGCGAAGGCGAAGGCGAAGGCGGGGCGCUGUUCGCGCGGUACAUGCUUGAUUUCCAUAUCCAUGUGCAUUAUCUCUCGCGGCGGGGGCUGUUGACGCUGUGUCGGGAUGUGGAGGAGGUUCAUGAGAUGCGGCGGUGGAGGUGGAGGGUUGCGUUGGUGGAUGAUGUGCUUGCUGGCGUGGAGUAUCCGGGGAAGGGAUGUGAAAUGAAGAGAGGGGUGAGGCCGCCGAACGAGAAUCCGCAUCUAUCGAUGUAUCAGAUGGCGCUGUGGAGGCGGAAGUGGAUGGCGCGGCGGCAGCGGGUGGACGAGGUACGGCUCAAGUGGGCGGCGAUUGUCGAGGAGAGACGAAGGCAAAGGGCCGCUGCGGCCAGGACAAUCAAAGUGAGGUUGCACUGUUCGCGGGAGGGAUAUAAGACUUUCAUCCGCGAGGUCGAGGGUGUCAACGCUGGCAAAAAGACAGAACGGGACAGACGACUGAAUGACACCAACUGCAUGCUGGGCCCGGGAGAGACUGAAAGAGACUAA
Aspergillus fischeri NRRL 181 is the source of this 666-nucleotide messenger RNA. RefSeq lists its product as uncharacterized. NCBI's taxonomy places the organism in Eukaryota, Fungi, Ascomycota, Eurotiomycetes, Eurotiales, Aspergillaceae. The coding region runs from base 1 to 666 and encodes 221 amino acids. The record is from RefSeq and is a predicted model, not a curated record. The transcript is spliced from 2 exons.